This is a messenger RNA of Vitrella brassicaformis, 2416 nucleotides long. Lineage: Eukaryota; Vitrellaceae. The record is from the annotation of a GenBank genome assembly.
GGGCCCUCUCAUCGGCCUUUGCAGUGCUAUUCGUCUAGUAGUAGAUGGGCAGAGUCUAACGCAGCGCCCCCAGCAUGAAAUACCCAUCCCCCGAUGAGCAGCUCGGCCACUCGGUGAGCCAUCUUCCGACCAGCCGCAGCAGCAGCAGCGCGGGGGAGGAGAUCCGGCAGUGCGGCAGCAGUGCAUCUGCCGCCGUGGGUGGCGUUCAGGGGGGCUCACCUUCUGCGGAUGGGGCGCGGGUGUUUCUGAAUGUGUAUGACCUGACAAAUGGCUGCGUCAAGUUCAAUGACGUCGCCCUGCGGAUAGGAACAGGUACGCUCCCUCACACACGACAGACACAUGGGGGAGGAUGCAUGGGUGAAAAAGAAAGAUCAGUGGUUCAUGAGUUCCUUUGCACUGUGUCUGUGCGCAGGGAUGUACCACACGGGCGUGGAGGUGUAUGGCGUCGAGUACGCCUUCUGCAAGACCGAAUGUGAGCCCCACUGCAAGAUCUCUCCGGUCCUCCUUCUGAUGCUGUUUGUUGUGUUGUGUUGUGUUGUGUUGCGUCGCAUGGUCAUGGAGUGCAGGCAGCGAGCCGGCCAUCUUCAGCUGUGAGCCGGGGGAGGCGCCGGAGCACGUCUUCCGCGAGAAGAUAGACAUGGGGUAAGCAAAGCACCGGGAUGGAGCGAGGGAGAGAGGUCGGGAAAAACUGCCCACCGACCGCAUUGAAUUUCAGGCGGACGAGUAUGACGGAGGGUCAGGUGAAGGACAGCAUGGAGCGCAUGGGGCACCGGUGGAAGGGUGCGCACGGAACCCACACACCCUCGUACUGGUCCACUCAUCGUGUCGGUUGUUCUGUGUGCUUGGUCAGGGCAUUCCUAUGAUUUGGUUUACAAGUAGGGGACGGUACGUAUGUGUUCACGCGCGCAUGCGUGUAUGUCUCCAGGAACUGCAUCACCUUCGCGGAGGAGUUUUGCCUCGUGCUCGGUCCGCUGGCCUCGCCGGCCAACCCAUGACGCACAAAGACAUACAGCCCUUUCUCUCAGCCGCACUAUGCGUCGCGGUAUGUGUCUGUUGUGUCUCUUUGCUCUCUUCAGGUGUGGGUGCCCUGCCCGUGUGGGUGACGAGCGCGUCCUCGACGGCCAAGGGUUUCCUAGAGACGUGCACCACAUGCGAGCACAACAUCAGGGUACGUAUUGACCAACACAAGGCAGGCAGUAAGGCAGGCAGUAUUGGUGGCUCGUUUUGACAAAAGGAGAGAGUGUUGCCAUUCGUUAAGUGGCUGUAUGUAUGCAUGGGUAUACCUGUGCAGCACGUGAGUGGUAUCGUAGGACAGCAGCUGGCCAUCGGCCUCCAAACCACCGUCACCGUCUUCGGUAGGCAACCGAAUGCAAAGGAGACGAAGAGAUAGAUAGAUGUGUCACGGAAAUGUCACUCACUGUGUGCCGUCGUUUGCUAUGUGUGCAGGUGAGGUGCUGUCGGGGGCUCAGCAGGGCCUGCAGACCAUAGCGGAGUCAGAGGUACGCCAGCGGCCAGCAUGCCUGCCUGCCUGUCGUGCAAACGGACUCCUUGUCUAUGUGCGUGUAUGUGGUGUCCGUUUGUAUGGAUGCAGGGCAUGCGAGCGUUCCUGGAGAGUUGGGACGCCGGCCUCCAGGCCGUGCGCGAGAAGAUAGAGGGCACGCAGGUGAUCAAGGCGCUCACAGGCACACGUGACAAGGACGAAAACACCUCUCAGCGACACACUGGUAGGCAGGCGCCCGUGACACACUUUGGGAAAUUCGUCCAUUCCUAUUUGCCUUCCUUUCAUGUAGCUGCUGCCAACGUGCCGUUCCCCUCGCCAGUGGAGGGCAUCUCCCUGCUGCACAGCCGCAACCAGGGGGCCACACUCACGACGCAAUCCAGCGCAUCCCUCACCACAUACGACCGCCCCCUCGCCCCGCUGCCCACUCAGCCCCGAUUCUAUACUGCCGACGGCGUCAUGGUCGAGGAGGCCAUGCCGCCCAACCGCACACACGACGACUACCGGCCGCCUCUGGUGUUUGAUCGGCAGGAGCAGCCAUCCGGCGUGGGUGUGGGUGAGGUGGGGGCGAGGGGCGGGAACCGGGUGGUGGAGAGGGGCAAGGGGAGGGGCGUGCACCUGCUGACGCGGUCGACACGCAUCCCUAGCCUGCUGACGGCGGAGGAGGAGGGGGCUAACGAACAGGUCAGUCGUAUGCAGUCAGUGUUGGGGAGAGCUGCCGUACACAUGAACCGUUUUGUGUCUCUCGGCUGCGCUGGUGCAGGCUGUGCGAGGGGGUAGGGAGGGGUGGGCGGAGGGAGAGGAUGACGGGCGGGGACUGGGAAUGAUGCAUGCUAGCCUAGCAAGGGGGGGCGGGUGAGCUGAGCGAUUCCUAGAUGGCCACAUACCAUACGUGGAGUGGACGCAAUACAUAACAUA